Molecule: messenger RNA, 721 nt
Organism: Temnothorax curvispinosus
Lineage: Eukaryota; Metazoa; Arthropoda; Insecta; Hymenoptera; Formicidae
Exons: 5
Source: RefSeq, a predicted model, not a curated record
GGCUAUACUGCACAUGUCGCUUCUUGCCGCGUGGCGAACGUUCCCGCGUUCUGUGUGUGUGCAGUCGAGCCACGAUUAUAUCAAUCCGAGGCAAAUAGAGCUAGAGCUCAGAAGUUUAACGAUUGUUAGUGGUGAAUACUAAUAAUAAUUUAUAAUAAUUAGUAUAAAACGUGAACACACUUCUUCAUAAUGAAGCGCAGCUGUAACCCAGUUAACAGCAGUAAGAACAGAAAUGUUAUUAGUAGUCCCAGUUCGAGCCAAUUAUCUAAUGAGAUACCGCAAAGGAAGAAGAAAGAUUUAUCAAAGCAAGAUUUAAUAUAUUCAGUUGUUAAAUUCAUUGCUGAAAACGAUGAUGAUGAAACAUAUUCCGUAAUUCCAACUUUCUGGUUACAACAAGAUGAAAAAUACACUUUAUGGCCAAAAAAAGAUGUGCGCAAUUGCAUUAUUAAACGCAAAGAACCAUACAAAGAUUGGGCCCUUCACCCUGUUACUGUUGUUGCUAAAUAUGAUUCGUAUGAUGAAGCUUUAAAUAAAGAGAAGAGAUUAAUGGAAAAGAGCACUACUGAAUCAGAAGUUGAUUUAGGCCGUGGAAUGAGAAAGAAAAAAAGUACAUAUCGCACCUCAAAAAAGAAUGAUGAUUAUUGUAGUGAUUCAAGCGAGGAAGAACAGGAAACCAGCGAGGAUUCCAUACCUGAAUAUGAAUCGCCAUCAAAUGAAAAAA